AUAAACUGGUACAAGCCGUACCACUGGCAGUAGACAAGGGGAUUCGUGCUUCUCUCCUCCGCUUCGUCAGUGCGCAUGGAUGAAAGUCACAGUUAAAAUGCAUGCAGCAAGUCUUGUCUGAUGUGGGAUUACCGCGUUUUUAUUCGCUCCCGUUUCCUGACCAUGCAUGAACUUUGUUUACGGCUUUUUCUCCGAGAUGAGACUGCUAAUUUCUACACCUGGAAGAAUACAAGACCCCGUUUUGCAGCGCCGCUUGUCACGUUAUUGGCGUGAAUGAGACUGUAUGUGCUCUCCAAUGCCUGGUAUAUGGAGCUAAACACAGAGAAGACUUGACUUUAAGGAUUUUCUUUUUUUUUUUUCUUUCUUUUCUUUUUUUUUUCCUUCUGAUUUUUUUUUUCACAGCCGACGAAAGGGCGGACGGCGGCGAAAAUCUCGAAAUCCAUGUUUUCACUGAGGAUUGAGGGAAAAAGAAGGGGCACAGUCGUGAUUUUUCGGGAUGCUUUGGCGUUUACCGGGAUCAGCACGAUGACACCUCAUACUGGUACUGCACUUGAGUGAGCUGGGGCACCCUCUCCCACGAAAAAUGCAUAUCUGGAUCCUAAAAAUAAUCCUUCUGAUUGCAUCAUCUCUGAGGCUGGUCGAGAUGUAUGACAAUUAUGGGGAGAUCUGUCGGAACCUGUGUACGUGUGAGGAGAAGGAAGGGAUCCUGACGGUGAGCUGCGAGAAUCGGGGGAUUGUCAGACUGACAGAGAUCAGCCCGGUCCAUUUCUCCAUGUACCACCUCCUGCUGACGGGGAACCUCCUGAAGAAGCUGUCAGUCAAUGAUUUCAUCAAUUACACUGGGGUGACCAUCCUGCACUUGGGGAACAAUGACAUCUCUGAGAUAGAGUCAGGUGCCUUCAACGGACUCCAGGGAUUAAAAAGAUUGCACCUGAAUAACAACAAGAUUGACAUUCUGAGGGAUGAUACGUUUGCGGGAUUGGAGAGUUUGGAAUACCUUCAGAUUGAUUACAAUUACAUCAGCAUCAUCGAGCCCAACGCCUUGAGCAAACUGCACCAACUGACGGUGAUGAUUUUGAACGACAACUUGCUGUCUGCCAUGCCUCCGAAUAUCUUCCGGAAUGUUCCCCUGACGCACUUGGACCUGAGGGGGAACCGGUUAAAAAUGUUCCCUUACAUCGGCCUCCUGGAGCACAUGGACAAAGUGGUGGAAUUACAACUGGAGGAGAAUCCGUGGAAUUGCUCCUGCGAGCUCAUUGCUCUGAAGGCUUGGCUGGAGAGCAUAGCCUAUACAGCCCUGGUGGGGGAGGUGGUGUGUGAGACGCCGUUCAGGCUCCACGGCAGAGAUUUGGAUGAGGUAUCCAAGCAGGAACUCUGCCCGAGAAGACCCUUGGAAGACACGGUGAGGCCUGCGCCGCCUCUCAGCACCAAUGGAUAUUACCAGACCACGCCUGCUGCUGUCACAGCCUCCGCCACCUCCUCGGCUGUUUUGAGGUCCUCCUCUAGACCCACCAAGGGCACACGCCAAGUUAACAAAAUGAGGCCAAAGCCCACCUCCCGAAUAUCAGGUGGCAACCCUUACAACUAUGGCCCCAUCAUUGCUUUUCAGACCAAAUCUCCUGUGCCUUUGGACUGCCCCACUGCCUGUACAUGUAAUUUGCAGAUAUCUGACCUUGGGCUAAAUGUCAACUGCCAAGAGAGAAAGAUUGAGAGUAUUUCUGAUCUUAAACCCAAGCCAUACAAUCCUAAAAAAAUGUAUCUGACGGGAAAUUACAUCCCUGUGGUGCGGAGAUCAGAUUUUGUCGAUGCCACUGGAUUGGAUUUGCUUCACCUGGGAAACAACAGGAUAACCCUGAUCCACGACCGAGCUUUUGGGGAUUUAACCAACCUGCGUAGGCUGUAUUUAAAUGGUAAUCUUAUGGACAGACUUACAGCAGAAAUGUUUUUUGGUUUGCAGAACCUACAGUAUCUUUAUUUAGAGUAUAACAAAAUCAGAGAGGUUGAUAUGGGCACUUUCCAGUACCUUCCUAACCUACAGCUGCUUUUCCUCAACAAUAACCUCCUGAAAACAUUACCAGGGGGCAUCUUUGCCAGCCUUUCCUUGUCUAGGCUUAAUCUCCGCAGCAACCAUUUCCAAAACCUGCCUGUGAGUGGUGUUUUAGAUCAGCUGAAGCUGCUGGUGCAAAUAGAUCUGUUCGAGAACCCGUGGGACUGCUCCUGUGACAUAGUGGGGAUGAAGAUAUGGCUUGAGCAGCUCAGUGCAGGCACCGUGGUUAACGAGGUUGUGUGUGAGACGCCGAAACGCCACAGCGGAAUGGACCUGCGCUCCAUCCAGUCGGAGCAGCUGUGCCCAGAUUACUCUGACGUUCCUGUGUCAACAGCUCCCCCUACGGACGAGCCCGUGGAUGACAGGGCCACUACCACAGACACCCCACAGAGGUUCAACACCCCUAGCAGCUCUGUCCCUCUCUCUGUCCUCAUCCUCAGCCUCCUGCUUGUUUUCAUCAUGUCUGUCUUUGUGGCAGCAGGGCUUUUUGUUGUGGUGAUGAAAAAGCGCAAAAAGUCACAGAGUGACCGCACUAGCACCAACAAUUCAGACGUCAGUUCAUUUAACUUGCAGUACAGCCUCUACAGCAACCGCUCUGGUCCAAAAGUGAAAGCCCCAGCUGGCCACGUCUAUGAGUAUAUCCCGCAUCCCAUGGGCCAUAUGUGCAAAAAUCCCAUUUACAGGUCAAGGGAAGGAAACACUGUGGAGGAUUACCGUGACCUCCAUGAGCUCAAGGUGACAUACAGGAGUAACCCAGAUGAGGAGAGGGAUAGCAAUACAAUGAGGAGCCCCACGUACAGUGUUAGCACCAUCGAGCCACGUGAGAACCCCUCCCCUGUCCAGGAUGCAGAUCAUUUCUUCAGAGGAAUUCUCGAGCCCGAUAAGCAGUCCCCCCAUCAAUCCAUCCCAUCCAUCCCAGCAGGUGCCAAUUUAGAGUACAAGUACACAGGGCCUGUGUCAUACACGUACAACCCAAACUUUGAUGUCAGACGUCAGUUCUUGCACCCGGAGAGGAUAAGAGAAACGGUGCUCUAUGGCACAGCGCCCAGUACUGUUUAUGUUGAGCCCAACAGAAAUGAAUAUUUGGAGCUUAAAGCUAAACUGCAGUCUGAGCCCGAUUACCUCGAAGUUCUUGAGAAACAGACCACCUUUAGUCAGUUCUGAGCAACAGAACCGUAAAUGUAAUGAAGCAUUUUUCUCUCUUACCCUCCUUAAAACAGUGGCUCAGUUUAUAGGGUGCCUUGGCACAACACAAACAAACAAAAGAGAAGCAGUUGAAACGGGGUGUGCCGAACAGUCUUAUUCUUAUUUCUGAACAUGACAUUAACAGGAAUGGAUACAGCUUUCUGAAACAAAAAUGGAUGAACAAAAUUGCUCUACUUAACUGAUGAUGCAAAAUCUAUUUUUCUAUGGUGAAGAUCGAAUUACACACAAAAUGUAAGUGUACAGGUAAAUCUUACCCAGCUUCAUUUUCAGGAAUAUAACCAUACAUAAGGUAUAUUGUGAAUCAGAAAGAAAAAAAAAAUGUUUAUAAAACUGUUCCUGGACAAAAAAACAAAAAAACAAAAACAAAACAAAACAAAAAAAAAAAAAAAACACUGUACAGCAGAUCAUCAAAACUGUGUAGGACUAUUUUCUGCUGUAGUCUGUAAGUAAGUAUUUAUUGAUAUAAUCUGCCAUGUCUUUUCAAAACUUUUGAUUCUACAUCAAUAUUACCUGUGUCAUCAUACUCCAUGAUCCUCUGAAAAGGCUUAUGUUCGUAGUUUCAUUUACUGUAGCUCUGCAUUGUAAAAGUGGCUUUUUUUGAAAGUGGCACACCCCCAAUGUUCAAAAAAGACUGCGUCAUUUGAAGAAGCAGCAGCAGAAGAAGAAGAAGAAGAAGAAGAAAAAAGUGUCUUUGUAUGCUUUCUGCACUUUUUGGAAUUAGAAGGCAAGUUAGCCUUCAUGAGCUCUCAUAAAGGAGAUUAUUAUAUUAAAAAUGAAUAUGGGUAUUCAUUCUUAAUAUGUAGAAUUGAUAUGUUAUCAAAACAAAAUUCAUAAAUGAUAUUUGAAGUAAUAAUUAUGUUGUGUAAUACUGAUAUUUUAAUCAAUGUAACACCUAUUUUUAUACAAGCAUUCGCAAAUUCUCUAUCCCUUAUCAAUUUUAUUUGUUUUGAUUGCUUUGCACUUAUUGCACUAUAUUGACCAAACUAUGUUAUUGUCAUCAAAUAAACAUGAUGUCAGGUUCAUAUAA
Molecule: messenger RNA, 4280 nt
Organism: Myripristis murdjan (pinecone soldierfish)
Lineage: Eukaryota; Metazoa; Chordata; Actinopteri; Holocentriformes; Holocentridae
Gene: slitrk5
Product: SLIT and NTRK like family member 5
Exons: 2
Coding region: 584-3211 (875 amino acids)
Biological process (GO): axonogenesis; positive regulation of synapse assembly
Molecular function (GO): protein binding
Source: RefSeq, a predicted model, not a curated record